This is a messenger RNA of Leptidea sinapis, 8592 nucleotides long. RefSeq names its product ras-specific guanine nucleotide-releasing factor 1-like. Gene Ontology annotation, biological process: positive regulation of GTPase activity; Ras protein signal transduction. The transcript is spliced from 12 exons. The record is from RefSeq and is a predicted model, not a curated record. NCBI's taxonomy places the organism in Eukaryota, Metazoa, Arthropoda, Insecta, Lepidoptera, Pieridae. Gene Ontology annotation, molecular function: guanyl-nucleotide exchange factor activity. Gene Ontology annotation, cellular component: plasma membrane. The coding region runs from base 6 to 1577 and encodes 523 amino acids.
GCACGAUGUCGGAGAGUCCUCGUCGGCUACAGCCCAGCAGUGGAGGCGGAUGCAGUGCGGCAGAGCUGCGGAGAAGGUCGGAGGGCACUCGAGGAAACAACGCCGGUCGACAUCCGCCCGAGCCACGCAGGGCUUCCGAUACGGCUGCACGGAGAUCUAUCAGUGAGCGUCGCUGCACCAACACAUCAAUAAACAGUGAGCGCCGGCGGCACUGGGGCGGCUCCGAACCGAGAACUUCUGUCACCUCCCAAGUUUCACAAAUGCAGAACUAUCGCCGUGAAACAAGUCAGUCGAAGGCAGGAGUUGUGAUCACAUCGUUCCGUCAGUCACACAGAAGGAGUAGCACAUCAACGGCUGCUGCGGCGUUCGCAGUGGCGACGUCGGCCUCGUCCAAUCCGAGGUCUCCUCCAGCCAACUCUCCGACACAGGCGAGGCGAGACUCCGUCAUAUCCACGGCAGCUACUAUGCGAGUUCUCAAUGUAUUGCGUCAUUGGAUAUCCAAGCAUAGUUCAGACUUCUGGUCGGAUGAGCGUCUCCGCGGGCUCACUAUGGACUUCCUCAAGGAGAUAGAAAGUAGUCCUGGCCUGCUCCCCGCGGAGCAUAAGGCUGCAGCUCAACUGUUGCGACUUCUGGAGCGCCCACCUGACAGGAAUGUGGACUUGAAGGGAAUAUUUACACCGCCAAGAAUACCCACGAAGGAGAGCCUGGAAACACUCUCCGCGUUGGAGAUCGCGGAGCAGAUGACUUACCUGGACUAUCAGAUAUUUAGCUCCAUACACAGCGAGGAGUUUCUUGGCCAGGCGUGGACUAAAGCUGACAAGGCCGAGCGUGCCCCACAUAUCUUGAUGAUGACUGCACACUUCAACCACAUCUCCAGUCUGGUCAUAUCCGAGAUCCUAAAGCGGGUGCCAUGUCCAGGAGCUCGAGAUCUCCAUGAGCGCCAGGAACACGCUCUCAAAUGUCGAGUGGCGGCGAUAGAAAAGUGGGCAGCGGUUGCAGACAUAGCAAGGUGCCUUCACAACUUCAAUGGCGUGCUGCAGAUCUGUGCGGCAAUCUCCAACACCUCAAUAUUUAGACUUAAGAAGACUUGGGAGAAAGUCUCGAAAACUAGCAAACAAACCCUGGAGAGAUUGCAGAACCUGACAUCAUCAGAAUGUCGUUUCAGAAACCUGAGAGAUGCAUUACACAGGUGUGAUCCGCCGUGCAUUCCUUACUUGGGCAUGUAUCUCUCCGACCUGUCGUUCAUCGAGGAAGGAACACCAAACUACACACCAGAGAAACUGCUGAAUUUCUCUAAGAUGAGAAUGAUUGCGCACGUGAUAAGGGAGAUAAGGAACUUUCAGCAAACUCCCUACAAAAUAGACCAUAUUCCGAAGGUGUGCGACUUCCUGUUGGAGCCGUCGCUGGCUUUCAGCGAGGAGACGCAGUACGACCUGUCUCUGGAGCAGGAGCCUCGUGCCGCCCGGGGCUCCUCCAGCGGCCUGCCCCCGGACAAGACGGGCCCUGCUUCCCCCGCCGCGCACCGCCGCCGCCGAGCUUCACUAGCCGCUCUCGCCCCAUUGCGUACCGAGCGAUAACGAGCAUACUCGCUUCGAGAUGACUUACAUUUUACUACUAUUUUUUUAUUAUAUAAUAUCAUUACUGCUGAUUUUGAAUGCUAGUAAAAUUCCUGCUCAUUGCAUAACUCUCUUUGCUCAUUCAUAGUACCGCCAUCAUUCAUAGGUAAUCAUAUCCACUAUUUUUUUGUUCCCUAUUAUGCUAACUCGUAAUUUCUUGCAAUUUUACCGACGGCUAUGGACUGCAAUAGUUGUUUUUCUUUCUUAUUCUCAACUACUCAUUAUUGCAGUCUGUAAAUAAAGGAAUUCCAUUUGUAAUCCCAUUCUUUACAUGCGACCGCCGCACUACAGGUACUAUUAUUGGUUUAUGCGAAAGUGGUGACAGAUAUUAUCACAGAAUAGGUAAAAUACGUCAUAUUACAAUAUCAUUCGUUAUACACUCCUUAAACCUAAGUAAAGCACUGGUCUGGCUCUGGUCGAGGUUUACUACUAGUUUCGUACUAUACAUCAAAGGUACUUCGAUUGUAUUGCAGAUCUCAAGUGACCCCAGUGACUAGUGAUCCGGCUUAUGAGGUGUGGCGUAUUCCUUUCUGGUCUCUAUAAAAUUUUAGCGCUAUAAAGGUCUUUCGACAUGUUCAUGUAUUUAUUUCGUGGAAAAAAUAUUAUGUACUGGGCAUGAUUAUCAUAAGAGUCUGAUGGAGAAUACACUAAUAAAUAAAGACAUUAAAACUUUAAUAAAUAAUUGAUAGAUACAAAUUCCAUGCUUCACGUGGAAUGUAAUAUCAUACCAAAAUGUUUUAUCCAGUUUGAUUUUUCAUAAGAGACUUAAUUCAAAAACUUGUUAAGACAUAUUUGAAAUAAAACUGCCUAAAUGCUCACUUUGUAGUUAGAUACACGUACGCCAUGAUACAUGAAUGAUGUAAUAUUUUAGGAACGCUCUUCAUUUUAUCAAUUAUCAUUAUUAAAAAAUAAUAUAUUUAAUAUUAUUAAACUGGGCAUAAAUGAUGCUUAUAAUGUAAGCCCAUUUGUAGCAUUUAAGAGUUGAAAUGAAGUUUAAUAAUGCGACACAAAAGGCUUUUCUAAAUAGAUUCUAUCAUUUUUUACAAUAUUAUUAUCAAUAAAUGUAUAAAAUUCACCUAAUAUGUCUAAAUAUAAUGGUAAGUUUUUGAAAACGUCAAUGCCAAAUUAGAUAAUACUUAUAGAUUUAGGAAGAAAAUAAAAAAAUUAAAACACGGGUCGAUAUUAUUCAAAACAACAUGAAGAUUAUUAGCAAAGUAAAUAAGCAUAAUAAUCGAGGAAGUAUUGGCUGAAAAGGAUUCUAAGAGAUUGCUGAUUUUACUAAAAAAAAAAAUUAAAUAACAAACGACCGAGGAUGAAACGAGAUAUGUAGUCCUAGAAACAAAUCAAAUAAUUAAAGUAACUAGGGUAAUAUUUUAUGGGCAUAACUUCAGCGUUAUAUGAAGAGAUUUAUAAAAACUAGCCAAUGAUAAGAUAAACACAAAAAAUGAAACACAAACACACAGAAAGGACUUCCUCCUCUUUUACUCCUCAAAUGUGUCACUUUAGAUACAAAGCAUAGAAACAAAUGAAUUGAAAUACAGUACUCGAAUACUUAUCCACUAAAUAUAUAUUACGAACGAUAAUCAUAGUUGCAAAUAGUCAUUCCUUCCAACCUAGACGGUCAGCGUGGAAGAUCAUAACCACAAUACUCCAAAAGCAUACACAACAACAAAGUAAAGAUAGCAACCAAAACCAAACUCACAGUUUUACAUAUUUUAUAGUUUUACCGUAGUAGGUUUAAUGCCGAAUAUUGCGAUAUUUUACGAACUUUAAUUAAUAUACUUAGUACCUAUUAAUAUCCGUAUAAAUUUCUCCUCUCUCCCUGAAAUAUUUUAUUAUGCACGAGGAUAUGUUUAUAAAAGAGAGGAUUUUAUCCAUAUAUGUAUAUUCAUAUAUAAAACCAUUACGUCACGUAUAGCUUAUUCGUUGGCAAAACAUUGUGCGAAUAAAAUGCCUUCUAUUUUAUUGACUACUCUAUAUUUUUUAUACAAAAAAAUACAGUUACACGCUCCUAAAACGCGGUAGAGUGGUUCCGCGUUUUAGCGGCGUCUCCGUAUAAUGCUUUUUUACGACCUCGUAAUAAUAAUAAUUAAUCACAAUUCGUAACAAGUAUUUCCAACUGUUUGCCUAGUCUUACUAUUUUAUUAAGAUUUUUCAUACAAACAUUUAAUUAAAUAAUUUAAUUUUGUAAUAACACAAUUGACACACGUGCAAAAGUACGCGGAGCUAAUUAUGAACUGUACAAAUCAUUAUAAAUUUCACAGUACAGAUAUGUGUGUGGUAUAUAUGUAUGUGGGUCCCCGCGUUAAUAUUACUGUACAUUGUUUGAAAUAGGUCCCGAUGUCAAUACUAAGCUUUCAAAAAACUUAGUGUCAAUAGCGGUAAUAUUAAAAUGCAAACUUUAAUGAUGAAUAGAUAAUAUAAGAUAUUAAUAAUUGUUGAGAACAAUACUUAUGAAUGUUAUUCUUAUGUCCAGUUCUAAGUUUAAUGGAUCAUCUUGCGAACAUAUUUGUUAAUUAAUAUCUAUUUAGGUACAUUUUUAUCAACUCUUGUUACAUUUUUAAGAAUCUUUACAUAUUGUAUUAUAAAUAGUUAUAUACAUUCGUGUAGUUAUACAUAAAAUAAUGUACUUAUAGCAUUUGGUAUGAGUUAAUUUUUCUAUUUGAUUAAGCGAAUUAAGAAAAAGUUAUCAUAGGGUAUGUCGCAAUGAUAAUGCCACAUUUCUUAAUUGGUUUAAUUCUGUAACUGUCAUUAAAGUUUUUGGCACAACUUACUAGUUGUUGUAACUGAACGGUACUGUAAUAAUAUUUUGUGGUGCACUCCAAGGUACAUUGAUAGCGCCACUAGUCUUAAGUUUAUACUUUCAACAUUGAGCAGAAAUCCCGCAGAAAUAGCACCAAACAAUGUUAAUAAUAUCUGUAUAAGUAUAAAUCUAGUGGCGCAGAGUUUGCCCGCGAUAGAUUUAAUUGUUUAGUUGUAGUUUAAGUUUGGAUUCGUAAGCCUUAAUUGUUUUUUUUUUGCUUGAGAGAAAUUUUUGAGUGUUCUGCGGUGACAUUUUUUUAUUAUUAUCUUCAAUACUCAUCGUUAUAGAUAAGAUUAAAAAUAAAUCCCAUUGUUAGUUUUUCCAAAGUAAUUCAUCAACCUGUUUAAGUGAACCUGUAAUUUUGAAAAAACAAAAACCAUAUGCUACUGCAGCGAAUCUGAUUAAAAAACAGAUGGAAAAACAUAUUUUUUUUUAUUUAAAAAAAAUGUUUAAGCUACAUUGUCACCAUUACUAUCGCCUGCAGUAAGACCCUUUCAAGUAUAAAUUGGUGCCAAAAUGGGAGCGCUUCUCUAGUUAUUUCAUAAUUUUUCUAUGAAUAAAAUUAUUACGAUUAAAUAUCUAAAAACUGUGUUAGACGAUUUAGCUGGGUGUGCAGCCAAGAUUCAAUUGGAUUUGUUUAUUUGAACUAACAGGUUUAUUGUAAAAUGUAUAAUUUUAUUUAUUUAGUUACUGCUUAAAACAAUUUCUGAUCACCAUUCUUUGCAAGCGAAAUAGUCAUUGGUUUUAGGUAAGUACCAACCAAACUGAUCUGAAAAGAUCCUGUUACAGAGGAGUGAAUGAACACUAUUCAUAAUGAGUUCCAACUGUCGUAAGACUCAUCAACUUUUUGCCAACACAUUAUGUCGUACAAAAGCAGGCAAAGGCUUGCCGUUUUAACGAAUUGGUGAAGCUUAUAAUGUUUAUUUCAUUCAUAUUGAUAUUAUGUGCACGUCAGUUGUAAUGUUUAAAAAUCAAAUAGAACAAGUAUUAAAAUCAAAACUAAUACCUUUUAUAUUGUUUAAAAUUUAUAGUUUGUUGCACUUUUUCACUCUCUCUUUUUGUAUCUAUUAAAUUUUAACCUUCUAUCUAAUGUUUUACCUUUCUCAAUUUUUGUAAUUAAUCUGUGGAUAACGGUGCUGGUGGCACAUUUAGUAUUUUAUCACCUUAUAACAAAAUAAAAUUAUUAUUUCCCACAAAGAGCUUUUAUAAUAUUCAAAAUGAGCGGCGAUACACUUAUGCUUCUACUUCUCUUCUCUGUUGGCUUUCUGCUCGAUGAUUCUCAAUAAACUAAUUAUAAUUCUAUUUAUGAAAUUCUUGCUCAUUGUUAAAUUUGUUGUUGUAACAUAACGUGAUUGCCAGUGAGAAUAGGUGUUUUAGGUCUUUUCUACGUCUUUUCUAUGUCAUUUAUAGCUGUUAAUGUUAACGUUAGGUAUUUAUAGCAAAGAGUAAAUUUUUCGCUUACGACAAUGCUAUGGCUUAGUCCAAGAAUUACUAAUAAACACGUCUUGUAACGUGACAUGAAUGACACGGUCACGGCUGUCGGUUGAUUGUUAACGGUCACUUCCGAUAGCUGUUCGUUCAUAAAUUAUUUUAAUUAUAACUGAUAAAUCAUUAAAAAUAUUUCAUACAAGCUAGUAGAAGAAAAUAGUGUUAUGAAUUAUAUUGGUGAGGUUUUACUUAUCAUUUACGUCAAAAACAAUGACUGAACUCAAAACAUUAAUAUUGAUCCAAGAGAACAAAGUGUGCUUUGAAGAAAAAUUUAUGCUGAUUUAAGAUAUGAAUGUAUACAUAUUUGAAAAUCUAUUACUUACAUUGUUGAUUACUUACGUUAAAGUAAGGAUAAUUCGUGCACUUAGUAAUUGUAAUAGCAUUUCCUUAUAGUUCUAAGAAAAUUGUGUAAUAUAAAACCUUUCUUUUCAAAUCUAUUUAGAAGUUUGUCCAUUUUUUAUCAAAAAAUCCAAACUUACAGUAUGCAACUUCAUAUGUUUGAAUAUUUGCACAAAAUUUUAAAAGUUACUCACAUGUUACUUAUUAUAAGCGGAUAAUUAGUAUUAAGCCUAAUUAUAGUCUGACUUUUAUUGCAGCCUUCCUUUAUGUCACUUAGAAUUUUCCAUAGAAAUAACAAAACCUUAUGAUAAAAAUUGAAUUUUUAUUAUACUUAGAUGUAAAAACAAAACCACUAUUAAUCUUAUGAUAGUAACCCUUGAUCAUGAAACAGUUUUAAUUUACUAAUAGGUGAUAUACAUAAAUAUAAAUGUAGAAAAAAGUCUCGCUGAUAUUAUGGCAACUAAAUAUUAUGUAAAAUCAGAAGAUAAAUUAUUAAAACUUUCGUGAGAAUUUAAUUUAUUGUUAAGUUAUUUAUUAUUAUGGAUUUACUCCCGAUUUAUCUGUGUAAGUACCCACUAGUUUCGUACCAUUCGGAGGUUCUUCAUCAGGGUGAGUGUGGAGGGUUCGUGAUAACGUUCCGUUUCAUACUACGGACUUGUGAACGUAGUGCGCGGCUGGACAGGGCGGGGACUAGUCGAAACCCACACCGAUAAAUCGUGAGUAAAUAACUAAAUCAGAAGAUAGUUAUCUGUUUUAUCAACAUUAAUUAAAAGUAUGUGUCGUUGUUGUAAUUCAUAUUAAUGAUAUUAAUUAUUAUAUUAGCAUUUAAUUAAAUGUUAACCUUACCGAAGUAGGUAAAUAGUAAUUGCUGUGUUACCUUGAUUAAUACUUCUACAUCGUGUGUGCUCAAUUGUGUCUACUGCUUAUCAACUUGUGUUUCAUUAUUAUUUACUAUUAUCUUACAAACAUCAUUAAUUAGAACAUGAAUACAUACCAAGACAAAUAUUAAUAGAUUUUCCAUCACAUUCAGCAUUAUUUAAGUACAUAUUUGGUUUGGUUCUAGUAGGUAUCAUCUUACUUUAGUAAUUCAAGUAAAGGAGGCUGUUUGAAUUCUAAUCUUGGCUUUAAUAUGUACACACCUGUUACAAUAAUAGUUGUUAAUAAUUAAGUCAAACUUAGUUGGUAGUCACGUAUGGAGAUCUAAGUGAAACAUAUUUUAAAAAUAUUUCAUAUCAAUUUUAAUAUAUCGGUUUAAAUAAUUAUUGUGGCAUAGAUGUACUGCGAAGAAAAUAAUUACUAUAGUUAUCACUCGUUUUCUAUUAAUAUAUUCGUAUUCUAGUACUUUAAAGUGUUAAUCUACAUAUUUGCUUGAGUGUACCUACUCUUGUAAAUGAAUCUUUCUAUGAUACCUCGUCUUACGGAAAAAUUGGGCAAAAAGAGAUUGGCGAACCGAUUUUCCGGCCUUUUACUUCAUUAAGUCUUCCGGUGGUGUGAAAACUAACAAUUGGGCAGAAAUAAACUCCACAGGUACGAAAUAUGUAACACCUAUUUCCAAGUACAUAAGAAAAGAUUAUGGCCGCUGGACAAGACAAAAGAAAAAGUUGUUGACAGAUAUUGUAUUUAAUAUAAAUAAUGCGGUUUAAUUACAUAAAGUUUUAAAUGUCAAUUACUAGGUCAGUAAACACGCUCAUUCAAUAACGGUUCCACAAUAUAUUUUGAGCUUUAAGCCAUUUCAUAUUUAACUUUUAAAAUUACCAACUUCAAAACAAUAUUUACACUGGUCAUGCCAUUUGGAACAUUGUCGAAAUAUUGUUUUUUAUUACAAGUUGUGAAUAUUCGCUGACAUUUUUAAAUUUAUUUGAUGAAUGUCAUAUGAUCUUUAUUUAAUUUAAAUCAGCGCAAAUAAUAUUUCAAACAUAGAUUUUAGUGAGAUUUGUUUUCUGUUUGUUUAAAAAGACGUGAUGUAUGAAUUCAUUAUGAAUAAUGUGCCAAAUAAAUGAAACACUAAACAGUACAAAUUAGUAUUUUUGCGUAUAACUUAAUAAGUAUUCAAAGGAUUUUAUUUCGUGGAACAUAUUUUUCUACCGAGAUGUACGAACAAUGAACUCUCGUUAAUCGUUCGUAUAUGUUCGUACAUGAACUCACGUUCAUUGUUCGUACAUGUUCGUACAUGAACUCUCGUUCAUUAUUCAUACAUCUACUCAGGCCCGUCCAGUUCUCGACUCGUCUUAGUAAUAAUACUUGUAUUAUAUACUAUUCUUUGGUAAUAAAACUGAACUUUGUUGUGAUUGUUGACUAUAUUAACUGUCGAUUGUUGUUUCCUUCUAAAUAAAGUUGUAUAAAGUU